GAAUAGGAUCUUUACCAAUAGGUAUAAAGAUGACUCUCACUCUCGCUCGAAGAUUUUGUGUCGUGUUACCAUCCAGCAAGAUGAUGUUCCUUAUAUCUGGACCUCUGGACGUCUGUGCGACUUCAAAGGUUGCGAAAACCGUCCUGAUCUCGAACCCAAAAACAUCUACGGAUGGUUCUGGUCCGCCAAUAGGGAGAAGUUGGCCCCAACCAGUCAAGUGCCCCCCAGCUUUGGCUACAACCCCUGGUCUUCCACCGGCCACAAGAAGCAAAAGCAACCCGACAACGCCGAAUUUGAUAUCAAUGGUACCACUGAAUCGUGUCUAGCUGUGCUCAACAACGUGUACAAUGAUGGUAUCGCUUGGCACGACGUCGCCUGCUACCAUGAGAAGCCUGUCGUCUGCGAAGAUUCCGAUGAGCUUCUCAACUACGUCCGGUCAACGAAUCCGGCCCUUCGUUUGUAGAUUUGCAUGGUUAAGCAGAGGAGUUUUCAUUUAUUUAUUUUUAGUCCGGGUUUAAACGACUAAUCAACUGGGGUCUAGGUAAUUCUUUCAUAACUGCCAUUUAGCAAAGCUGCCACCCUAAUUUGGGGUCCUUGGUAUAGUUCAAAUUCUUAUUGCACAUACUUUUGUAAGUACUUGAUUUUUUAUUGUGUUAAAAUGCAUAUUGCAGAUUAGUUUGCAAACCACUCAUUCUGUGAAAAUGUACCUUCCCAACUGUUUUUUUUAUUAUAAUUUAUUUGCCCGA
This is a messenger RNA of Dendroctonus ponderosae (mountain pine beetle), 746 nucleotides long. RefSeq lists its product as uncharacterized. NCBI's taxonomy places the organism in Eukaryota, Metazoa, Arthropoda, Insecta, Coleoptera, Curculionidae. The record is from RefSeq and is a predicted model, not a curated record.